Messenger RNA from Glycine soja, 2175 nucleotides. RefSeq names its product LEAF RUST 10 DISEASE-RESISTANCE LOCUS RECEPTOR-LIKE PROTEIN KINASE-like 2.5. Gene Ontology annotation, molecular function: ATP binding; protein kinase activity. Lineage: Eukaryota; Viridiplantae; Streptophyta; Magnoliopsida; Fabales; Fabaceae. Gene Ontology annotation, biological process: protein phosphorylation. The record is from RefSeq and is a predicted model, not a curated record. The transcript is spliced from 8 exons. Bases 33 to 1661 code for a protein of 542 amino acids.
UUUGUAUGCGUUGAAACUCGUCGUCUUUCCACAUGUUCCGCACUCUCCUUCUCUUCCUCUUCUGCCCAACGGCCACACUUCUUCUUGCAAGUAGCAGUGAUGUCAAUUUAAACAUUUCAUCUGUGUUUAAGGAUUGCAAUAGUAGCUAUGACACACGCUUAACGGCAAGUAAUAGCGGUGAUUCUCCUAACGUGCUACGAUCACUGGAGGAAACUAAUGCAACAGAAUUAUCAAUACUACCACCACCAACCAAUGGACCACAACCACAAGCACAAGUACCGACAACUUUAUCGCCUGGUCCUUUUUUGUCAUCAUCAUCGAUACCAACACCAGAACCAGUAUCAGAACCGCCACCAUCACUAGAAGUACCAUCAUCAAUACCAGAAUCGGCACCAACACCAGUAGAAGUACCAUCAUCAUUACCACCAUCAUCAAUACCACCAAAACCAGUACCAGUUUCAUUACAACCACCAGGACAAUCGCCAAGUCAUUCUUUGCCACCAUCAAUACCAUCAACGAUACCUGUAUCAGGUAACCACAAAUUUCGAAAAAGGAAUGUCAUUAUAGGUGUUGCAAGUGCAGUAGUGGGAGGAUUCAUGAUAUGCAUCAUAGUAUAUUGUUUUAGAUAUAGGUCAUUAACCGGACUAUUCAAAUUUUGUUUGACCACAAAGAGCAAACUAGAUAUUGAAGCAUUCUUAAAAAUUCAUGUUGUAUCAUUGCAAAGAUACAAAUUUUCAGAAGUCAAGAAGAUGACCAAUUCCUUCAAAGUUAAACUUGGUCAAGGUGGUUUUGGUGCAGUAUACCAAGGAAAGCUACACACUGGUUGCCCUGUGGCUGUAAAAUUAUUGAAUGCAUCCAAAGGAAAUGGUGAAGAUUUUAUCAAUGAGGUUUCUAGCAUUAGUAAAACGUCUCACAUUAAUAUUGUCACACUUCUGGGAUUUUGUUUGAAAGGCCGCAAGAAAGCUCUCAUCUAUGAGUUUAUGGCCAAUGGUUCGUUGGACAAGUUUAUCUACAACAGAGGGCCAGAAACCAUUGCAUCUUUGAGAUGGCAGAAUUUGUAUCAAAUCUCAAUAGGGAUAGCGCGAGGAUUGGAGUACUUGCAUAGGGGAUGCAACACUCGAAUUCUACAUUUUGACAUAAAACCACAUAAUAUUCUUUUGGAUGAGAAUUUUUGCCCCAAGAUAUCAGAUUUUGGGCUAGCAAAGCUCUGUCCCAGAAAAGACAGCAUUAUAUCUAUGUCAGAUACUAGAGGGACACUGGGGUAUGUAGCUCCAGAAAUGUGCAAUAGACAUUUUGGUGGUGUUUCGCACAAAUCUGAUGUUUAUAGCUAUGGGAUGCUGCUGCUAGAAAUGGUAGGAGGGAGGAAGAAUAUUAAUGCUGAAGCUAGUCAUACAAGUGAGAUAUACUUCCCGCAUUUGGUAUACGGGAGACUUGAGUUGGACAAUGAUGUAAGGCCAGAUGAGCUAAUGACCGCAGAAGAAAAUGAGAUUGCAAAGAGAAUGACCAUAGUGGGUUUAUGGUGCAUUCAAACAUUUCCAAAUGAUAGACCAACUAUGAGUAGAGUGGUAGAUAUGUUGGAAGGCAACAUGGAUUCCUUGGAAAUGCCACCAAAACCUUUGCUUUCUUCUCCUACUAGAUCAGAAACAGAAUCUUCCUCUUGAAAUUAUUUUCAUUGCAUUUUGGUAAUAUCUUUCAACUUAUAUUGUGAAACGGAUCUCUCAACAUAUUUCUUCAGUACUUCUCAAUCGUUCUGAAAAGCAAAUGGACCUCAUAUGUGUGUUAAAUUGUCAAUUAAUACAUUGCUUUCAAAAGCUUUUGACCAAUUUUGUAUGAUAACUUUCUUGUAACAAGCUAAAUUUUAGUGGAUGACUCUGAUAAAAUAGUUUAACUCAAGACAAAUGGCAGACAUAGCUGAAAAGUGAUACCGAUCAUGUAGAUUGAGAAUGAUGGCUCUGAACCGAAUAGUAGGAUCUAUGGUGCGAGAAGGAGGAAAAGACUAGGGAAAUGCUGAGAACUAUUUCCCUCUGGAAGAUCUCCUUCCUGAAUUUCUUCUCUUUUCCCCUCUUAUGAAUGUUGAUUUUCCCCUAUGCAUUUGUUCUUUCCUUUCAUAAUAGCUUUCUCCUGUGUGUAUUUUAUAAUAUACAUGAAUGAGAAUGAAGUUUUUGCAUUGAUCUA